Messenger RNA from Somion occarium, 2155 nucleotides. The record is from the annotation of a GenBank genome assembly. Lineage: Eukaryota; Fungi; Basidiomycota; Agaricomycetes; Polyporales; Cerrenaceae.
AUCCCUUUUUAUCCUUCACUCUAUUGCCUUGUACGCCGACGUAGUACCAGAUACUGCAUUUUGAACCACAUCUUCCAGACCGCCUUGAUCGAGACUUUUUGAGUUUCCAUCCUAAGUAGCAGCUCCGGGCCGCAGUCACCCGUUGCUUGAACGUGUUGCAUGCGACGCACAGUGCAGUCACUAACCUCGAUCUCGUCUAUAGCUUACUCGUAUACUCUCUCGCGUAUACCCUUAAUCCAUCUAGAAAGUCGUCUGCAGCAGUGAAGGAGUGGAAUAUGUCUUCAGGCGGGUUGCAUUCACUCGCCACCAUCAUCAAGCGGCUUGAAGCAGCUACUUCUCGUCUAGAAGAUCUUGCUGCUCUCGGUGCACCUAGUCAGCAGGCAUCGGUCAGUUCGUAUGGAUCCCCUGUGAAUGCGGAACCUACACCUGUUCCGCCUCCUCCGGAAACGUUUGUGCAUACAGAGAUUCCGAAUAGCGUGAAGGCGUUCGACGACCGGAUUAUUGGAGGUAAAUUGAAGCAAUUCGUAGACAUUACGAAGGCCAAGGGCUUUGCUCCCCAGUCAGUCAUUGACCAGGUUGCGUUGGUUGAGAAGGAAUACGUCGACCUGCGUGCGCUGCUUCUCCAGGCAACCGUGUGCAAGAAACCUUCGGAUGAUGCGUCAUUCGCUCAGCUGCUUCAACCUCUACAGAAAGAUAUCGAAGGGAUCACUCGUGCCAAGGAAUCGAAUCGCAAGGACAGAGACUGGUUCAAUCACUUGAGCACUGUAGCUGAGGGUGCGGUUGCUGUCGGUUGGGUUACUGUCGCUCCUAAACCCGGCCCCUACGUGAAAGAUAUCAAGGAGUCCGCGGAAUUCUAUGCUAAUAAGGUUCUCAAAGAGUGGAAGGAUAAAGCUCCUGGGCAUGCAGAAUGGGUCCGAAGCUUCCUCGCUCUCCUCGAGGAAUUGCGUAAAUACAUCAUGGACUUCCACACGACCGGCUUGGUUUGGAAGGCCGACGGUAUCUCCAUAGAUCAGUACAAAGCACCAUCCACUGCAUCUCCAGCAGCAGCAAUACCUCCUGCUGCUGCUGGUGCGCCUGCGCCUCCACCUCCACCUCCACCUCCGCCGCCUGCACCCGUGGCCCCUCCUCCCCCUCCAGCAGGCUCUGCCCCUGCGGCUGGUGGAGGUGUUGCUGCGGUGUUCGCUGAUCUUAACAGAGGAGAAGAAGUUACUAAAGGACUGCGCAAGGUCGACAAGAGUGAGAUGACCCAUAAGAACCCUGCUUUGAGGGCAGGUAGCACAGUGCCUGCUUCCACAAGCUCACAUGCUGUGAAACGCCCAACAAAACCUACCAAGCCACAGGCUCUGAUGGGCAAGAAGCCGACGAAGUUCGCUCUGGAAGGCAACAAAUGGGUCGUUGAAUACUUCGAGAAUGAUACUAGUUUGAAGGUCGAGGAUGGUGAUAAAACUCAGACAGUCAACAUCUACGGCUGCAAGAACUCUACCAUCCAGGUUACGGGCAAAGUUAACGCUGUCACACUAGUGAACUGUGUGAAAACCUCUGUCCUCGUUGAUUCUGUCAUUUCCUCGAUAAGCGUCACAAACUCGCCGUCCUUCGCUCUCCAAAUUACUGGUGCAGCGCCUACCAUCCAACUAGACUCGACAGAUUCCGGUCAGAUCUACCUCUCGAAGGAUAGUCUCGGUGUCGAGAUCACAACGGCGAAGUGCAGUGCCAUCAACGUCAGUCUGCCUGUAGAAAACGAGGAAGAUGGUGUGUUCCAUGAACACCCGAUCCCGGAGAUGUUCAGGACGACGGUGAAGGAUGGCAAGCUUGUUACGACCUUUGUGGAGCACUCUGGUUAGGUGGUUUCGUGAGAGGGAUGGCAUUGUGGCGUGGCAUUGUGGAUGAAGUGGUUCAUACGGAUUGUACUAAUGUUGGAUAAUGGUCGUCGCCUCAAGUGUUCUGUGUUCUAAGUUCUAUCCGCGUCUACCCGAUUGAGUCUGAGCGACACAAGAGCCAAAGUGAGGCGGAUUCUGUCAAGCACUGUCAAGCCACUCCCGCCAAGCGCAUUUUUGGCACUGCACUGACUCCGUCGGUAUCCACUUGUAUAAGUACAUAAGACAAAAUUAUCAACUGGGCAAAUCAACGAAAGGAGGCAUCCUCUCUCCUUACCUCC